Molecule: messenger RNA, 3681 nt
Organism: Metarhizium album ARSEF 1941
Lineage: Eukaryota; Fungi; Ascomycota; Sordariomycetes; Hypocreales; Clavicipitaceae
Product: Ras guanine nucleotide exchange factor
Exons: 2
Coding region: 1-3681 (1226 amino acids)
Biological process (GO): positive regulation of GTPase activity; Ras protein signal transduction
Cellular component (GO): plasma membrane
Molecular function (GO): protein binding; guanyl-nucleotide exchange factor activity
Source: RefSeq, a predicted model, not a curated record
AUGCUGAGUGGGCGUCCUUCGGGAGCCAACACUCGCAUGGCUCACGAAGAAUUGGCGCUGUAUUACAGCUCGGAUCGGGUUUCUGAUGGAUCGUAUGACUCGCAUCAACACACCACCACGCUCUACUCACACAGCCACAUGACUCCCCCGACCACCCCAAACAGCUCCCAGGAAGAUUUAUUUCCAGAGCCGACGGGUGCGCCGGUUUUUCACAACUUCCUAAGGACCUUUUAUCCUUUUCAUCCAAGCUACACUGUGUCAGACUCGAGUGUGACGCUUCCCCUUGAAGAAGGAGAUGUAAUUUUGGUACAUUCGGUUCACACCAAUGGAUGGGCGGAUGGAACGUUGUUGGCAUCUGGCGCAAGGGGAUGGCUCCCAACUAACUACUGCGAAGCCUAUGAGCCGGAGGACAUGCGAAAUCUGCUCAAGGCGCUUCUGAAUUUCUGGGACUUACUUCGAAGCACCUCGGUAAAUGAUAGUGAAAUGUUUCGGAAUCAAGAGUUUAUGAAGGGCAUCAUCGCCGGUGUGCGGUUUCUACUGGAACGAACGGGGUGUUUAAAUAGAGAGUCGAGUGUCGUGCAACGGAGCGAUACCUUGCGUAAAGGACGCAAAUCAUUGCUCUCCGAACUGUCAUUGCUGGUGAAAACGGCUAAACGAUUGCAGGAGAGCCAAAAUGGUACUCUCUACCCGCCCGAGGACGCCAACGAUAUUAUUGACGAAAUGAUACUGCGAGCUUUCAAAAUCGUAACAAAAGGUGUCCGAUUUCUUGACGCACUGGAAGAGGACAGGCGGGCCCGCGUACCAGCAUCAGUCACUGUAAUGGCGACCGUCGCUGAAGAAUCAUUCAUACCACCGACUCCGCCUGCUGAUCGAGCCCAUUUUGAGGAUCAAAAUUUGGACAAUGUUUCCACUGAAGCAGGCUCACAUGCCGCCACAACUGAUGAGGGCACCAGCGUCACAGGUAUGGCGGUGUCGGAAUCCAUUGAAGGCGGUCCCAACUCGCCCGGGCCCUGGGCCAAGCGCAUGUCGUCUCUCAACGCACCAAUCAACCAUGGUCCCUCGACGGGCUCCGGCCAGAACAGCAAUCCACAAGGCAGCUUGCAGAGCCACCGCCUCUCUGUGGGCAUGGCGCACAGAGUCUCGCUUGCUGGACCAUCCCCUUUAUCACGGCCCCAGCAUUUAGUGUCCGAACGCCUGAACCGCAGCCAUGACAAGUUUCUCUCCCACCUGGGCUCCUUCAUUGGAAGGCUACAUCUACAGUCACAAUCACGACCAGAGUUAUCGUUCGCUAUCAAACAGUCUGCUAUCUGUGGUGGGGAGCUACUUGCUGUAAUGGAUGGCGUAUGUGCGUAUAAAAACUCUAGCCUGGCCUCCCUGGGCAAAGUUCGCAUUGCCAUGUUUGAGCGCAUCCAAGCUCUUGUCACCUCGGCACGAGACACCCUGGCCAACGCUGCGACGGAGGGCGCCGAUUUGAUCAUGCCACAGGAUAAUGGAAUAUUGCUCAUGGCUGCUACUGGGUGUGUCAGAGUAGCUGGCGAAUGUGUUGCGAAAACAAAAGUGGCUAUUGAACGGGUUGGAGACUUCGAGUUCGAGCUUGAAGGAUUUUCUCUGGGUAUUGAUUUGAGCAUCCUUGACAUUGCGGAAGAACGGGCUAGAACACCUUUGGCUACCGAACGAUCAGACAUGGUCGUCAGCACUGCGAAAUCAUUUCAGACAUCCGAAUCAUCUUUUCCAGCCCCGCGACGACUCGUUGGUCCUUUUGCCGCUGCUGAGAAACCGCUUCCACGAGUGCCUCGUCUCAGCAUUCCUGAGAACAUAGUCCGCCAGUUCAACUCUCCAAUCUCCUCCAGGCCCUCUUCUGUCCACGACGACAAUGCUUCCAGCGUUGCUUCUUCAGUCUCAUCGAUUCGUCCAGCACUGCCGACACUACCCAAAUCUGCCAACGCACCAAGCCAUUCCGGACACGACGAGUCGAGUAUUGACGCCGCGAGAAUGGACCAGGAGCAUGCGGCUCACUUUGACAGCCUUGUAGCCUCCAGUGCGGCAAGCAGCGGUACAUAUUUGAGCAGGGAUUCAGAGUCGAGCGUCCUGUCACAGACUUCCACUCGCGCGACGACUCCGGAUCAAUGUCUAGCACCUCGUAACCAACCGUCAAUGUCUGAUAUGAGUGUUUCGGGGAGCCUAUCACAGACGGAUGAACAGGAUGAUGUGGAAACGAGGCUUCUGGAGAAGACUUUUGCUCACGAGCUCAUGUUCAACAAGGAAGGUCAAGUGACUGGUGGCUCGCUUCCAGCCCUGGUUGAACGCUUGACGACGCAUGAGUCCACCCCAGAUGCCACUUUUGUGUCGACCUUUUUUCUCACCUUUCGUUUGUUCUGCACACCAAUUAAGCUCACGGAGGCCUUGAUCGAACGCUUCGAAUACGUUGGCGAGUUUCCUCACAUGGCUGGUCCAGUCAGACUAAGGGUCUACAACGCCUUCAAGGGUUGGCUUGAAUCACACUGGAGAGACCAAACUGAUCGAGAGGCCUUGAAAUUGAUCAUACCCUUUGCCGAGCUGAAACUUAUCUCUGUUCUUUCAUCUGCAGGGCGGCGAUUACUAGAGUUGGCCAAGAAGGUCUCUGGACAAGGUUCACUUGUCCCGCGACUUGUAUCAUCGAUGGGCAAGACCAAUACCUCUAUUGCGCAAUACGUACCUGCUGAUGCUCCACUUCCUCAUCCCGCCAUCUCCAAGGGCCAACAGCACCUGCUCACUGCUUUUCGAACAGGGGGUAAUGGGCCAACUCUCCUUGAUCUCGAUCCUCUUGAGCUCGCCCGACAGUUGACUAUCAAACAAAUGAGCAUCUUUUGUUCCAUUUUGCCGGAAGAGCUGCUGUCCUCGCAGUGGAUGAAAAAGGGUGGCGUUGAUGCCCCGAAUGUUAAGGCUAUGUCAGCUUUGUCGACAGAUCUUUCCAAUCUCGUUGCUGAAACCAUUCUUCAGCACUCCGAGAUAAAGAAGCGUGCCGCAAUCAUAAAGCAGUGGAUCAAGAUAGCCUAUCAGUGUCUUGAACUACACAACUACGAUGGCCUCAUGGCUAUCAUCUGCACCCUGAACAGCAGCACAAUUAGCCGGCUGCGGAAAACGUGGGACGCUGUAUCUAGCAAGCGCAAGGACAUGCUACGGCUUCUACAAGGGAUUGUGGAGCCCGCGCAGAACAACAAGGUCUUACGCACUCGACUCCAUGACCAUGUGCCACCAUGUCUGCCUUUUCUCGGAAUGUACCUUACCGACUUGACCUUUGUUGACAUCGGUAACCCUGCUACCAAGCAAAUGUCUCUUGGAACGGAUGGCGACGAAGACGGCUCAGGCGGUCUCACCGUGGUCAAUUUUGACAAACACACACGUACCGCCAAAAUCAUCGGCGAUCUGCAGCGUUUUCAGAUUCCGUAUAGGCUCAUGGAAGUCCGCGAGAUGCAAGAGUGGAUCACUGCGCAGAUCAGGCGAGUUCGCGAGGGCGACCAAGGAAAUGUCCAGGUUACCUACUACCGGAAGAGCUUGCUACUUGAACCUCGUGAGAGUGCUUCUCGGCGGGAGACGGAACCUCCGACACCCGUUUCCUCUGGGACAGGACCUUCUAGAGGGGACCUCUUUGGGUGGAUGUCGCGUGAUCGAGGUCAAACACCAACUCCAGCUCAGGGUUAA